ACAGUUUCUUGCUAUUCUCAGACCGGCUAACAUGAAAGGGUUGUAUAUUGUUCUGUUCUUGUUACCAUCUCUGGAAUGUGGUACCACACGUUGUAGGACCUCAAUAAAGCCUCUGAAAAUGACCGUGUUGUAUGAGUCCCUCUGUCCCGACAGCCAAGAAUUCCUUAGCAGUUUUUGGCCAGUUUUUCGGUAUUACCAUAACUGCAUUAAUCUAACGUUGGUCCCAUAUGGCAAGGCCAGACCGGCAAGAGGGGGACAUGUCUGCCAACACGGCCGACCAGAGUGUUGGGGCAAUCGGAUGCAGGACUGUGCUCUUCACUCAAAUUUGAAUCAGUUAAAGCAAAUGAAAUUUAUUGCUUGUCAGAUGAAAGACCUUCAGCUGGUGAGGAAAAAGAAUUUCAAGUGCGCCAAAUCCUUGAAUAUCUUCAAAAGCGUAAGGCAUUGCAUGAAUUCGAAUGGCCAAGGUAAUAAACUUCAGGCCGAGGCUUCGAGAAUAACUAGUCAAUAUCAAUUUAACGAAAUACCUGCAAUUAUCUAUAAUGGAGUAUUAAAUGACGAAUUGCAGGAGGCUUCCAGAAAAAAUUUACGACAAACUCUGUGCGAAAUUAUGGUAAAAACUAAACAUUUAUUACCUGAUGAUUGUUUUACCUAUUAGCUGACCAUUAAAUUGCAAUUUACACCUAGCUUCGGUACCCCACAUUUUUCCAAUAAAGGAAAUAUUUUUUUUUAGAUAUUGAAAAUUUUUUGUAAUUC
Messenger RNA from Drosophila virilis, 753 nucleotides. Lineage: Eukaryota; Metazoa; Arthropoda; Insecta; Diptera; Drosophilidae. The record is from RefSeq and is a predicted model, not a curated record.